ACUCAGGGGCGUCUGCGCGGAGAACAAGACCAGCUAUGCAAUGGACAUCGCACUCCGAAGAAUGCCCGAGUUUAACUGCACACCGAAUGUUUUCUCCUAUAGCAUUCUUCUCAAAGGUCUCUGUGUUGAGAAGAGAAGUCAAAAGGCUCUUGAGCUUAUUCACAUGAUGGUUGAUGCUGGAGGUAGCUGCCAGCCUAAUGUGGUGUCCUAUAGCACUGUAGUUGAUGGCCUGUUGAAAGAGGGUGAGGUGAACAAAGCUUACAGCCUACUUUGUGAAAUGAUACAUCAGGGGAUUUAACCGAUGUUGUGACGUAUAGCUCAAUCAUCUCUGGCAUGUGCAAGGUUCAAGCAAUGGAUAAGGCCGAGGAGGUCCUUCAACAGAUGUUUGAUACAGGUAUUCUGCCAAAUAUUACUACAUAUAAUAGUCUGAUACACGGAUAUUAUUCAUCAGGACAGUGCGAAGAGGUGGCUCAUAUUUUCAAGAAAAUGUCUAGGAAUGGUGUUCAGCCAGAUAUUGCAACUUACACCAUACAGAUGGAUUAUCUUUGCAAGAGUAGAAGAUUUGCGGAAGCUAGAACUAUUUUUGAUUCUAUGGCCGGUAAGGACCAAAAACCGAAUGUUGCUAGCUACAGUAUUCUGCUUCAUGCGUAUGCUAUGGAACAGUCAGUCCAUGAUAUGCAUUGUCUCAUUGAAUUGAUGGUAGAAAAUGGUAUUGCACCAAAUCAUUCUGUGUACAACAUACUGAUAGUUGCAUAUGCUAAGGGGAAAAUGUUUGAUGAGGUAAUGCAUAUAUUUACAAAAAUGCGGCAGCAAGGAUUGAACCCAAAUGCUGCGAGCUAUGGAACAGUAAUAAACUUACUUUGCAGUAUUGGCCGAAUGGAUGAUGCUAUGUUGCAAUUCAAUCAAAUCAUAACUGAAGAAUUAGCUCCUGAUAUCAUAGUUUUCAACACUCUUAUAAGUGGUUUUUGUUCUUGUGGAAAAUGGGAGAAGGUUCAUGAACUACUUGCUGAAAUGUUGAAUCGUGGCAUCUAUCCCGACAACGUGUUCUUCAACACAAUUAUGGAUCACCUUUGCAAAAAUGGAAGGGUUAUGGAAUCCCAAGAUCUCGCUGACCUGAUGAUACACAUGGGUUUGAAGCCUGACAUGCAUACUUAUAACACACUGAUGGGUGGAUACUUUUUCAUUGGUAAGAUGGAUGAAGUGAGGAAGUUACUUGACCAUAUGGUCUCAAUUGGCAUGGAACCAGAUGUUGUCACCUAUAACACACUGAUUGAUGGUUACUUUAAGAAUGGAAUGAUAGAUGAUGCGUUAGCUAUUUUCAGUGAAAUGCUGGACAAGAAAGUUAAGCCUUGUGUUAUCACUUAUAACACAGUGCUGCAUGGGUUAUUUCAUACUGGAAGGACUGUUGCUGCAAAUGAACUCUAUCUCAGGAUGAUUGACAGCGGAAUAUGUGUGGAUAUUGUGACCUACAACAUAAUUCUCAGUGGUUUGUGUAGAAAUAACUGUGUGGAUGAAGCACUAAGAAUGUUUCAAAACCUGUGUUCAACAAAUUAUCAACUUGAGAUCAGGACUUAUAAUAUUAUGAUUAGUGCAUUGCUUAAAGUUGGCAGGAAGGAAGAAGCCACAGGUUUGUUGGAUGGAAUCUCGGCCAAAGGAUUUGUGCUCGAUGCUGUUACGUAUAGAUUAAUGAUACAAAGCUUUUAGAAGAAGGAUCUCUGCAAGAAUGGUUUGCUGCCGACUCCCGUAUGUUAAAUGCCAUCGUUAGAAUGUUACUUCAAAAAGAGGAGGUGCCCAGUGAGGAAAUUGAUGAGAGGAGCUUCACCCUUGAAGCUUCCGCAGCUGGCUUGUUGACUGCACUUACUUCAGGGGGAAAUGCCAGCAGUAUCAGAGAUUUCUCCUAAAAAAUAUUAUUCUUUUCUGGAAUAGGGAACUGGUUGAAACCUUUUCUAGUGAUUUUAGCUAAUCGAGGGCAGAACAUUUCUUUGCAGCCAAGGAUGCGCUUCGUGAAGGUGCAAAUAAGCUUCUGAAUCAAGUUAUGACGGUGAUGAAUGCUCAGACUACAGGUGCAAGAGAUGCUGAUGUAUUAGGCAGACAUGCAGUCAGGUACAGAUAAGCUGAUGUACUGAGCUGACAUGUUGCCAGUUGCAGCCAAGGAUGCGCUUCUUGAAGGUGCAAAUAAGCUUCUGAAUCAAGUUAUGACGGUGAUGAAUGUUCAGACUACAGGUGCAAGAGAUGCUGAUGUAUUAGUCAGACAUGCAGUCAGGUACAGAUAAGCAUGCUCUGUGUGAAAGGGGCUCACAAACUUCUGAAUGAAGGAGCGAUGGUGAUGAGUUCUGAGACUGCAGACUACAGGUGCGAUGCUAUCGCUCUGGGGAUAUGCGGUACGUGCCUCAGACUUGCUGGUACAUGGCCUUCGUCCAUUGCGGUUCAGUUUUAGCUUGCUGUGUGGUCUCUGUUACUUUGCAGCUU
Messenger RNA from Triticum urartu, 2469 nucleotides. The record is from RefSeq and is a predicted model, not a curated record. Lineage: Eukaryota; Viridiplantae; Streptophyta; Magnoliopsida; Poales; Poaceae.